Messenger RNA from Brugia malayi, 543 nucleotides. RefSeq lists its product as uncharacterized. The record is from RefSeq and is a predicted model, not a curated record. NCBI's taxonomy places the organism in Eukaryota, Metazoa, Nematoda, Chromadorea, Rhabditida, Onchocercidae. The transcript has 4 exons. Bases 1 to 543 code for a protein of 180 amino acids.
AUGCUUCUGAUGUGUACAGAUGAGGAAAUUACGGCAAUGACGGAAUUUCUCAAUGAAGAAAUUGAAAGUAUUAAAAUUAUUCAAUUAGUAGCACUGAAUAUGACGAAGGAUGAGCGAAAUUUUGUAAAUCGAAUGGAAAAUAUUAACAAUUUGGCAUCACUUCGAGACUUUUAUCUCAACAAAUACAAUAUGCUACGAAGAUCGUACAAUAAAGUUUGGAAUAAAUUCUUAAAUAGUAAUUUGAAAGCGAAUAUUGCAUAUUUCCUGAAUGCAUUAACACCAAACGAUAACAAUCAACUGAGAGCUUACGGUAUGCUAUCAGAAGAAGAUAAGCUUGUCGCAUUUAUUAACGAGAAGAUUGCCGUAACGAAUUUUACUAGCAUCGAUAAACGUGAAGUUGAGCACUAUUUAAAAGAGGAUGGCCGCGCUAGUUCGGAAUCGGAAAUGCUGCGUUUCAAACGUGAAGGUACAGCAGCUUCUUCAUUUCUAUUUUCCAUUGCAGGUAAUUCGCUGCAAAAUAAAUUAGAAGCAAAUACGAAUUAG